Molecule: messenger RNA, 1508 nt
Organism: Carassius auratus (goldfish)
Lineage: Eukaryota; Metazoa; Chordata; Actinopteri; Cypriniformes; Cyprinidae
Product: gastrula zinc finger protein XlCGF52.1-like
Exons: 3
Coding region: 155-1399 (414 amino acids)
Biological process (GO): regulation of transcription by RNA polymerase II
Cellular component (GO): nucleus
Molecular function (GO): DNA-binding transcription activator activity, RNA polymerase II-specific; RNA polymerase II cis-regulatory region sequence-specific DNA binding
Source: RefSeq, a predicted model, not a curated record
AAGAAGACGACGUCAUCACUCGCGCGCGCUCCACUCACUAAGCGUCGAGUCUCCCGAGGAGAGACAUUCAUGUCCAUUGAAGCUCCUCCCACAACCAUCACCCAUUCAGUAAUUCACCAAUAAAUGCUAAAGUGAAGACAAUUAUCAGGAAGAGAUGACAUCUGUAAAGACUGAGUUUAUUAAAGAGGAAAGAGAGAAGAUGGGAGAUCCAGAACCCUGCAGAAUCAAACACACUGAAGAUACUCAAGAACAAACAGAAGAAAAUGAGAAUGAAGAAUCAACUGAAGUUAAGGAGAAAAAUCAUGCUAAAACUAGAGAAAAACCCUUGAGCAGCUCUCAAAUCAAACAGAAAGAUUUAGAGAAACAAAGAGACAAGAAAUCUUUCACCUGUCCUCAGUGUGGAAGGAGUCUUGCAAGCAAAACAUGUCUUGAUAUUCACUUGAGAGUUCAUACUGGAGAGAGACCAUUCACUUGUGAUCAGUGCGGGAAAAGUUUCACUCAGUCAUCAUGUCUUAAGGUACACAUGAACAUCCACACUGGAGAGAAACCUUACAAGUGUUCACACUGUGACAAGAGAUUCAGCUGGUCAGGAAGCCGGAAAGUACAUGAGAUGACCCACACUGGAGAGAAACCGUACACAUGUGAUCAGUGUGGGAAGAGUUUCACAAUAAAAGGACAACUUUCAGUACAUAUGAGAGUUCAUACAGGAGAGAAACCAUUCACUUGUGAUCAAUGCGGGAAAAGUUUCACUUGGUCAUCAUGUCUUAAAGAACACAUGAGCAUCCACACUGGCAAGAAACCAUACAAGUGUUCAUACUGUGACAAGAGAUUCAGUCAGACAGGAAAUCUGAAUAAACAUGAGAGGUUCCACACUGGAGAGAAACCGUACACAUGUGAUCAGUGCGGGAAGAGUUUCACAUUAAAAGGACAACUUACAGAGCAUAUAAGAAUUCAUACUGGAGAGAAACCAUUAACUUGUGAUCAAUGUGGGAAGAGUUUUAGAAAAUCAUCACAACUUUAUAUACACAUGAACAGCCACACUAGAGAGAAACUGUACACAUGUAAUCAAUGCUGGAAAACGUUUUUGUGGGCUUCAGCCCUAAAGCAGCACCUGAGACUUCAUACACGGGAGAAGCCAUAUUCAUGUGAUUUGUGUGGAAAGAGCUUUUCAUUGCCACAAACUUUGAAACGUCAUCAGAAAACACAUACUGGUGAGAGAGAGUACAUGUGCAUUGAGUGUGAAAAGACUUUUACUACAGCAAAGUGUUUAAAACGUCACGAGAGGAUCCACACUGGAGAGAAACCUUACAAAUGUUCACACUGUGACAAGAGAUUCAGUGAUCCAUCAAAUCUGAAAAGACACGAGAGGAUUCACACUGGAGAGAAACCGUAUCACUGAAUGUGGGAAGUGUUUCAAUCGUUCAUCCGCUCUACUGAAGGAGAGGAUUGAGUGGAUGCCGCUGAUCAUAUCCUUUUUUCUAUAUAUUUAUAUAUAUAUAUAUAAUAUA